Choloepus didactylus (southern two-toed sloth) is the source of this 1669-nucleotide messenger RNA. It is a transcript of the gene SNRPG, whose product is annotated as small nuclear ribonucleoprotein polypeptide G. The record is from RefSeq and is a predicted model, not a curated record. Gene Ontology annotation, molecular function: RNA binding. Gene Ontology annotation, biological process: spliceosomal snRNP assembly; mRNA splicing, via spliceosome. The transcript has 4 exons. Bases 137 to 367 code for a protein of 76 amino acids. Gene Ontology annotation, cellular component: U12-type spliceosomal complex; SMN-Sm protein complex; U2 snRNP. NCBI's taxonomy places the organism in Eukaryota, Metazoa, Chordata, Mammalia, Pilosa, Megalonychidae.
AAAUGUGAGCUCUGCCGACAAUGAAUUGGGUAAGGGUAUCGCUGACGUCAGACGCAAAACGUUGGGCGUUCGUGGGAGCGAGAGGGAGGCCGCGAAUUCUGAUUCAAGACAUCGCUGACGCCGCGGUGCAGACGCUAUGAGCAAGGCUCAUCCGCCAGAGUUGAAAAAAUUUAUGGACAAGAAGUUAUCGUUGAAAUUAAAUGGUGGCAGACAUGUCCAAGGAAUAUUGCGGGGAUUUGAUCCCUUCAUGAAUCUUGUGAUCGAUGAAUGUGUAGAGAUGGCAACUAGUGGGCAACAGAACAAUAUUGGAAUGGUGGUAAUACGAGGAAAUAGUAUCAUCAUGUUAGAAGCCUUGGAACGAGUAUAAAGAAUGGCUGUGUUCAGUAGAGAAAUCAGUUGCUUCCACAUGUCCUCUCCCCAAAAGGCCUUUUUUUACUGUGAUGUAAUAAUUGGGUCGUGUACAAUUCUUCAUAUUAAAAUGUUUUGUUAAACUUUUGUAAUUGUCAAAAAUGUUUUCUCAAGUGCUCUGAAUAUAAAAAUAGAGUAUUAACUUUUAUUCUGAUUGUUUAUAAUAAACUUUUCCUGAUGCUUGUAAGUUGAGGCUGAUUUCAGAUGUUUUUCUGCAUUAAAAUGGAAGAAUCUUAUUGAAUGUGAAACAUGGUAGAUUGAGUGGGUGGCUGUUUCUGAAAUAUUAACUGCAAUUUUCAAAACUUAGAAUAGUAACAAGUAUAGUACAACAGAAGUAAAACACAGGAAGUAAUGAUAUCAUUUGUUUUUAAUGUAAUUAAGUGGGAAAAAAUUUUUGAAUACAAGAGUACAAACAGGAUUCCAGAGAAAAACAUUGCAGUGUAUUGUGGUUCAUUCUUUGUAAAGUAGAGAAGGGUAGUGAGAUUGCUGCCCAUAACAUAUUCACUGAGUUCAUGAAUAGUACUUUAUGGCUAUGUGUUAGAAUCACCUCAGGAACUCCAAGACACUACAAUGCCAAGGCCCCAUCCCCAAUCCAUUUAAUCGGAUUCUCUGGUGAUGGGGGACUAACAGUAUUUUUAAAAGCUCCUCAAAGGAGGAUUUGAUUAAAGAAUGCCGAUUUCUUAAAUAACCCAUAUUUGCUUUUCAUUGUACGUGAGAUUUCUGAAUGACAUCUUAAAGUUGUACUAGUAAGACUUCUGAAUUUCACCCCUAAUAAAAGUUGACAGAAGCAAUCAAAAUAUAACACUCUGAAAGUCAACACUUUAGGCAUGGGCACAUUUAAUCAGACAUAAGAUACCAGCUCCCAUAGUUUUGAUCUAACUGAAGACCAUGUCAGGCUGUGAAGCUCAAAUGUCCUAAUGUCCAACAAAGAGGGAUAUCCAGCCACUCAUACUUCCUCAAGUGCUCAGUUUAAAAUACUGUAAGGUCUUCAAAAUCCAGGGCCCUACACUCAGACCUGAAUCAGAAUUUCCAAGACAGCAGCUUGAGAAUCCAUAUGUUUAGCAAACUGUAGGUGAUUUCUUAUGAUCACCUUAGUUUGGGGAACACUGAUAAUGGAGAUUGCAAGAAAAGUUAAGAAAUGUUGUAGAUGGCAAAAGUGCAAUUGUUAUACCAUCAUAAUUAGAACCUUGUAUUUUCUCAUGACCCACAGGUAUUACUUUUGUUAAACAAUGAUAAUGGCAAAAUAUCAGAUUCAAAGUCA